UUCAUCUCUCUCUCUCUCUGCAAAUGCUGGGAAUAAUUUAAUUCACGAAAUGGGAGACCUGAAGUCGGGUUUUGAAGAGGUGGAUGGCGUGAGGCUCGGCUACCUCAUCAUUAAAGGAAAGCAAAUGUUUGCACUCUCCCAGGUUUUUACAGACCUGCUCAAAAACAUCCCGCGAACUACCGUGCACAAGCGAAUGGAUCAUUUAAAAGUAAAAAAACAUCACUGCGACUUGGAGGAGUUGAGGAAACUCAAAGCCAUCAACUCCAUCGCUUUCCACGCCGCCAAAUGCACCCUGAUCUCCAGAGAGGACGUGGAAGCCCUAUACACAUCCUGCAAAACCGAACGGGUUCUUAAAACGAAACGAAGGAAACUAAGCCGGGCGCUGUCUGCCACCGAUCUCCGGCCUGAGCUCGCUCCCCCCGACCCCUUCUCGGGCUUCUGGAAGGAGAACAAACUUUGGCUGGGUCUGAGCGACUCUCCUCGGCCGCUGCUGCCCGUCCGGAGGAAAGCUCUGCGCCCGGGGGACACAGCCUUGCUACCGGCCGCUCAUCUACCUCACAUUUUUAGUAAAUACACUGGCCACAGCUACCCAGAAAUCGCUCGGGCGCCUUGCAAAUCCCCCGUAAACUAUGAAACGGCGCCGGCGGUGGGCGGCUGCGUGCCCCUGCGCUCCCGUCGCCCGCUCGCCGCCGCGGCGCGGCCCCGGCUCCCGGCCGCCGGUCCCCCGCCCCUGCCCGCCCGCUGCCGCCGCCGCCGCCACGGGGCGGCCGCCGCCGCCGUCACGCUGGGCCCCCCCGGCGGCGCCCGCCGGCCCCUGGCCCUGCCCCGGCCCUGCCGGCCCCGUGGCGCCCCGCGGCUGCCGCUGCCGCUGCCCCGCGGCUUCGGGCCGCCCGCCUUCCCCGAGAGCGGCAGCAGCGACUCGGAGUCCAGCUGCUGCUCGGGCCGCGCCGCCCACGACUCGGACUGCGGCUCCAGCCUCUCCAGCUCCAGCGAGGGCAGCUCGGAGGAGGAGGACGAGGAGGAGGAGGAGGACGAGGAGGGCAGCGGCGCCUCGGACUCUAGCGAGGGCAGCUCGGAGGAAGAGGAGGAGGAGGAAGAGGAGGAGGAAGAGGAGGAGGAGGAGGACAGCACCUCGGACUCCGACUCCAGCUCGGUCUCCAGCCAGGUUUCGGUGCAGAGCAUCCGCUUCAGGCGCACCAGCUUUUGCAGCCCGCCCGGCGUGGUCCACGCCAACUUCUUGUACCAUCUGGCGGCCGCCGCUGCCUCCCGGCCCCCGGCCCCGGCGGAGCCCGGCGGGCUGCCCGCCCUCCGCGGCGCUCCCGGCGGAGUCAAGCCGGAGCUGCCGGAGGAGUGGGGCUGCCCCGGCUGGGCUCCCGCCGCCCCGGCGCUGCGCUGCUCCGGCGGCCUGGGGAGCUGCUUCGCGGAGAUAAGAGAUGAUAGGGUAUCCGAACUCACAUUCCCACACUCUGAAUUUUCCAAUAAUGCCAAGAGUACUGACCUAACAAUUAACUGUGUUGCAAAGGGGGCCUCUUCACCUAGCCCAAAGACAAACAAUGCAUUUCCACAACAAAGAAUACUCAGAGAGGCAAGGAAAUGCCUUCAAGCAACUACUACACACCGUGCAGAUAACAAUACAAUAGCUGCUAGGUUCUUAAAUAAUGAUUCUUCAUCAGCGGCAGCAAAUUCAGAGAAAGAUUCCAAAAUCCCUCAUUGUAUUGAAUUUGCCACGGAUUUGCCCUCUUUACAAACUGAUCCUGCGGAGGAUGCUGCUUCUCCAGGGGCAGCAGCAGCAGCUGAGCUCCAGUGCACUGAUACAGGCAAUAAGGCAUUGCCAUUCCUGCACAGCAUUAAAAUCAAAAUAGAGGACAGCAGUGCGAACGACGCGUAUGAGCCUGAUCUUACAACACAUAAGCUAAAGUGUGAGUGCAAUGAUACUAAGGAUGAGUUUUACGGUGUGACUGAGAGUAAUAACCAGGACGCUUUAUUAACAGCCAAGGAAGAUUCUGCAUGCACUGAGAAAGAAACCACUUCCUUAAACCCACUGACUCAGAGUCAGGUCCUCUCAUGCACUUUAGGUACUCCAAAACCUGAGGAUGGGGAGUAUAAAUUUGGAGCAAGGGUGAGAAAAAAUUACAGGACACUGGUUUUGGGAAAGCGACCUGUACUGCAGACUCCUCCAGUCAAACCAAAUUUGAAAUCAGCUCGAAGCCCACGUCCUACAGGUAAAAUUGAGACACAUGAAGGAACACUGGAUGAUUUUACAGUUAACAAUAGACGCAAAAGGGUAGCCAGCAAUGUAGCAUCAGCAGUGAAAAGGCCAUUUAAUUUCAUGGCAAAUUUUCCCUGUCCACCAUCACUAAUUAUUGGCAAUGAUGGGGAUUUGUUGCCAGCUUAUUCCUUAAACACCACUAAGGAUUCCCAACCACCUCACAAGGCCCAUCCUGUAUGGAAAUGGCAGCUGGGCGGUUCUGCAAUACCUCUUCCACCUAGCCACAAAUUCAGGAAAUUUAAUUAAUAAAGUAGUUUGGAAAAUAUUUUCUUGAACCACCUUUAACUUUCUUACCUUUUUUUUUUUUUUUUAACUCUGCAGCAUGGUUUGUACAAACCCAUUAAUGCUAUCCACUAUUGGAACCCUGUUUUAUCACAUUGUGAAGACAGAAUCUGGAUUACUAUUUUAUUUACCAUUACAACAGUGGGGGGUUUUUUCCUUAUUUUGGGAUCUUGGUGGGGUUUUUUUUGGUUGUUGUUGGUUUGGGCCUUUUUGUUUGUUUGUUUGUUCUGUUGAAUUGUUUUUGUUUUUUGUUUUUGUUUUUUGGGGUUUUUUUUUUAUUAUGUUACAUUCCACAGAGUACUAUAGGCUAAAGACUCAAGUUAAACUCAGUUAUUAUGGUAGAGCUGGAACACUUUACUGUUUAAAUGCUAAUAAUGCACCAGUACCUCAAUUCAACUGCUGCAAAUAAAUGUCAAAAGGUUGAAUAAUAAAUAUUAGAAUGAGCCAUUAAAUUUAUGCACUAGAUUUUGAAAAUGGAAGUCUAACUGUUAAUUCAGUUAAACUUUGUUAAGUUACAUGGUUGCACAGUAAGGGUUCACUAUAAUUCAAUGUGGCAGCAGUAUACUUUUCAGGAGCUUUGUUUUCGGGUGCAGGGGUGUCUUUUUUGAAGGGCAGUUGCACUUACUCCUUCUUCUCCGGUUUGGAAAAGACUGGGGUCC
Molecule: messenger RNA, 3210 nt
Organism: Zonotrichia leucophrys gambelii
Lineage: Eukaryota; Metazoa; Chordata; Aves; Passeriformes; Passerellidae
Gene: SKIDA1
Product: SKI/DACH domain containing 1
Exons: 1
Coding region: 50-2515 (821 amino acids)
Source: RefSeq, a predicted model, not a curated record